This is a messenger RNA of Vitis vinifera (wine grape), 1558 nucleotides long. RefSeq names its product serine/arginine-rich splicing factor RS31. NCBI's taxonomy places the organism in Eukaryota, Viridiplantae, Streptophyta, Magnoliopsida, Vitales, Vitaceae. Gene Ontology annotation, molecular function: RNA binding. Gene Ontology annotation, biological process: mRNA splicing, via spliceosome. The coding region runs from base 425 to 1219 and encodes 264 amino acids. The transcript is spliced from 6 exons. The record is from RefSeq and is a predicted model, not a curated record. Gene Ontology annotation, cellular component: nuclear speck.
GUGGAAGAAUGAGGCCUAUCUUCUGUGGGAACUUCGAGUACGAGACAAGGCAAUCGGAUUUGGAGCGUUUGUUCUCUAAAUAUGGAAGAGUCGAGCGUGUUGAUAUGAAAUCUGGAACAUCUUCUAAGGGAAAAUGAGCUUCCCUCUGGGCUCACCAACUUCUGUGCGAAAAACUUCUACUGCAUGUCUGCUAUCCUUCCAUGCACAGAUGGCAUCAUCCUGCAUUUUCUUCACAUGAUCAUCCGUCACUCACCCACCUCACUGCCUAAAGUUGCCAUUCCACAAGAAUGUUCAUGGUUGGAUCAGUCAAAUCAUCAUGCUAUGCCUACCUCUUCUGAUCAUAGGGGAAUCUAUGAAAUCUGUCAUGCCAUGCCUUCAUGCCAUGCCUUCCAUUACUGAACUCGUGCUGUAUGAAUGGUGAAGCAUGCUUAGCAAUGACAUCUCAGACCUGAACCUUGGAUUUAAACCUUUAAUAUGCUAUCCUCUUGAUUUAGUUCAUCAUGCAAGGCCUCUACGGCCUUAUGGUCAUGCAAGGCCUCUACUAAUGAUCAUCCAAGGCCUCUACUUCUUUUGCGCAUCAGCCCUUCACAUAUCUUCAGGGUUUGCUUUUGUUUAUUUUGAGGAUGAGCAUGAUGCUGAUGAUGCGAUCCGAGGUCUUGACAAUAUCCCAUUUGGUUAUGACAGGCGCAGGCUGUCUGUGGAGUGGGCCAAGGGUGAACGUGGCCGUCAUCGGGAGGGUUCUAGGUCAAUGGCAAACCAGAGACCCACUAAAACAUUGUUUGUUAUAAACUUUGAUCCGAUUCGGACAAGGAUACGUGAUAUCGAAAGACAUUUUGAACCUUAUGGGAAGGUUCUUCAUGUUCGAAUUCGACGGAACUUUGCAUUUGUGCAGUAUGAGACACAGGAAGAUGCCACCAAAGCUCUUGAGUGUACACACAUGAGCAAGAUAUUAGACAGGGUGGUGUCUGUUGAGUAUGCUUUGAGGGAUGACAGUGAUAAAUAUGACAGCCCUAGGAGAGGAGGUUACAGUAGGCGUGGGGAAAGUCCUUAUGGGCGAUCGCCUAGUCCAGUGAAUCGCAGGGGUCGACCAAGCCCUGAUUAUGGUCGAGCACAGAGCCCAGUCUAUGAUAGGUACAAUGGUCCAGCAUAUGAACGUAACAGGAGCCCUGAAUAUGGCAGAUAUCGCAGCCGAUCACCUGUUCGGAGAUCAAGAACAUGAAGACCCUUUGAGUUGAAGGGAACAUGCGCACACAAAUCAAACAUGUCAUUCGCUGGCUGUUUGCAAAGCUUUAGAAUCAUUAAUGCACAGAAGUAAUUUAAAAUAGUAAGUAGGUUCUUUCCUGUAAUGUGAUGAAGUUCAUGGACCCUUAGGGGUGUGAAGAGUGAAGAAACCUUAUCUUUUCCUCGUCAAGUGUUCAGAUAUUGGCUGAAUUGGCUUUUGGGUCAUGGAUGUGGAUACAUUUAUUUCUUAAACCUUGUUCAGCCAUCACUAGAAAUAACUCUAGUUGGAAUAUAAGAUUAUCAACUCUGAAUGAAAUAUUAUUUUAGCAUUCUACAA